Rhopalosiphum padi (bird cherry-oat aphid) is the source of this 903-nucleotide messenger RNA. RefSeq names its product NADH dehydrogenase [ubiquinone] 1 beta subcomplex subunit 5, mitochondrial (gene ND-SGDH). The transcript has 5 exons. The record is from RefSeq and is a predicted model, not a curated record. NCBI's taxonomy places the organism in Eukaryota, Metazoa, Arthropoda, Insecta, Hemiptera, Aphididae. Bases 172 to 720 code for a protein of 182 amino acids.
UAUCUCAAUGUUUGAAGGGCACAUUAUAUUAUUUGAUAUCUGAUAAUCAGCGGUCGGUCGGUCGACUCUCUUAUCAUAAGUAAAAUUUUCAUCCCGUGCCCGUGACAUUUUACGUAGUAAAAACUAAAAAGAUCCUGAAGUAGCAUAAUUGGUUUAACUAACGCCGGUAAAAUGGCUGUUUGGAGUUCAUUGAAGCUGGGAUCGGCGAUCACCAAAUGUUUGAGUUCAAAGAAAACUGACAUGCUAAAAUCAUCUGCUCUCGUACCAACUCGUAACAUGAGUGGCCAUCAUCUGAUGGGUAUAAGGGAAACUCGUUGGCAAUGGGCUAAGUUCAAGGAUUUACUUCAUUAUUAUGUUUUGGUUGGUGUUAUUCCUUUAACAUUACUUAUCACUGGUGUUAAUGUUUUUAUUGGACCAGCUAAAUUGGCUCCAAUUCCUGAAGGCUAUAGACCUGCACAUUGGGAAUACUAUCGGCAUCCAAUCACCCGGUGGAUGGCACGUUAUAUUUAUCCCAGUCCACAACAGCAGUAUGAAAAAUAUUUACAUACAUUAUAUGAAGAAGAUGAAAAAUUUAAAGUCAGAAUGGUAGCAAACAAAAUUAAUGAAAUGAUGAAGGAUCGAUCAGACUACAAAUCAUUUUAUUAUCGACCUAUCUCUGCUAACCAUCACAGAAUUAGUAAAGAAGCUAUGGAUCGUCAAGAAACUGAAGGACUUAACUAAUUAUGUAUGUUUGAAUAAUUAAAUUAGAAAUUGUUAAUUUUAUAGUAGGUACUAAAAACAUUAUAAACAUACAUAAUAUGUUUUGAAAAAUCCAGAUAGAAUAUUAUAUUUUAUAUCAUAUGUUCAAAAAUAAUAAAAAUUGUCUGGCCUGUUUUGGUUCAACAAAUGUUGUACAUCCUGUAA